UCUCUCUCUCUCUCUCUCUCUCUUAAUUGCUUCUCCCACCGCGUCCCUCUAACCAGUACUUAAGUAUUCUCCUCACACUCUUUCUGACCUCAACAUCACUCUCUACAACCUCUCGAUCUCUCCAAAAUGAAGACCUUAACACUUUUCCUCUUAGCUUUCUUGCUCACCGCAGCCUCUCUCUCCUUUGCCACCCGACCCGAACCAACCGGGUCCUCCCAAAACCAGCCAAAGGCCUCCAAAGACAAAGGCCAAAGCAGCAACGGAGGCGGCGGCAGCAACAAAGGUGGUGGAAAUGAUGGUGGUGGGAUGGGUGGGUUCUUCGGGCCAGGUGGCGGGUUUGACAUACCCGGAUUGGGAAAUGGAAACGGGUGGGGUAACGGAAUUGGUGGCGGGUAUGGAGGUGGAUAUGGGGGUCCGAGUGGAGGGUACUCCAAAGGUGGUGUGGUAAGGCCUACUGUGGUGUGUAAAGAAAAGGGUCCAUGUUACAAGAAGAAGCUGACGUGUCCGGCCAAGUGCUUCACUUCUUAUAGCCGUUCCGGGAAGGGCUACGGCGGCGGCGGCGGCGGUGGUGGUUGCACCAUUGACUGCAAGAAGAAAUGUGUUGCUUACUGUUGAAUUGAGCUCUGAGCUUGUAGCUUGUUGUAGUUUCUUAUAUAUGUAUUAUAUAUGUAUGGCCUGUGAUGGUUUGGUUGUUUGGCAAAGUUAAUGUAAACUUAAGUAGUAAUUAUGAUGCUUGUUGUUAAGGUUUUUCUCUAAGCAUUUAGUGCUUUUAUCCUAUAUAUAUCCUCAUGGGAUUUAAAUAAAUUGGAAAUUGUCUGAGAGAAUUGUUGUCCUUGUGAUGUUUAUUUAGGGUUAGUAUUGUGAUAACAAAAACGAG
Molecule: messenger RNA, 877 nt
Organism: Ilex paraguariensis (yerba mate)
Lineage: Eukaryota; Viridiplantae; Streptophyta; Magnoliopsida; Aquifoliales; Aquifoliaceae
Source: the annotation of a GenBank genome assembly